GGCUGGCGGGUCUGGGUCCCGGCUUUAGAGCCGAUUGGCCCGAACGCCGACUCGAGGCAGAGCGACAUCUGCUCCUGGAGCAGGUGGCACAGAUGAAGGAUGCUUUGGAGCAGCGAGACUUCGAGCUCGCCAGCCGCCCGAGCCACCACUUGGUGCAGACCUUGAG
Messenger RNA from Symbiodinium sp. CCMP2456, 166 nucleotides. The record is from the annotation of a GenBank genome assembly. NCBI's taxonomy places the organism in Eukaryota, Dinophyceae, Suessiales, Symbiodiniaceae.